Messenger RNA from Paramecium tetraurelia, 4572 nucleotides. RefSeq lists its product as uncharacterized. The record is from RefSeq and is a predicted model, not a curated record. The transcript has 2 exons. Lineage: Eukaryota; Ciliophora; Oligohymenophorea; Peniculida; Parameciidae.
AUGAAUUAAUAGUAUUUAAGGAACAAAUUUAAGAUCAGAAAGUCUGUUGAUACUCCUCUUAUUCCAAAGAUAAUGUCAAUGAAAAACGAGCAAUCAUCAUUAAACGAAACCAAUCGAAAACGCUACAUUAAAGCAUUUAGUCCUCAACGUUAUCAUUUGCCGCAGAUUGUUCACCAUUAGUUGGAUACCAUUACACCAUUACGACAAAGAGGGAAAUCUGAAAGCAUUAGAGAACAUUCUUAGGGAUUCUUGGGGCCAAUUGAUUUCGCUCGGUUGCUACAAACUGAUCAACAAUUGGGAUAGGAAUUUUGUUAUUUAAAUAAUUAGGGUAAUCCAUACGAGUGGAAAGUGGUCAAUUAUGAGAAUAAAAGGUUGGAAUAAUAUAUGACGAUAAGCGGAGGAGGGAUUAUAAUUCAUCAUAGUAAUUUUGAGGAGUUUGUGUCUAUCUAAUAAUUUGAAAAAGAUCGAAAAUUAUUUUAUAGAUUACAAAAAAUUGAGUUCUUCAGAAAUUAUCUUAAAUAAAAGACAUUUGCUAGGUGGAAGAAGUUAAGCAUCAAGAAUAAAGCUUAAUCAAUUUCUAAGGAUCUGACUGCAUGUUUCUUGUUAUUGGAUCCCUCUCUCAAGUGCCCAAUUGAGGAAAUUCAUAAACACACUCAGAACAUCAAGAGUUUAGUAUUUUUUAUCCCUAGUGAAAUGAGUCCUGUAAACAAAAUUAAAUUCAUCCAAAAAUUGUAAAGAUGUUUGACUGACUUCCAAAAUGAAUUAACUUAGAACAUUAAAUUAAUACUUAACAUAGUAGUUGAUGCAUGCCAAAAAUCCUUUAAUCUUUUUAGAGAGGAUCAAAAAUACAAGGAGAAUAUGGAAUUGAUACGCAAUUCUUAAAUGGAAUAAAAGACUCUGAUAAUUGGUGACAAUUCUACUCAAUAAAUGCCAUUCACAAUCGAAUCAAAUCUAAGAUAAUUUCAGUAGAAACUAAUCAAAUUUACAAGAAUGGUCGAUUACAUUCAAUUUGAGAGUAUGAUCGCAUUGAUGUACAAUUCCAUAGUUAAUUUCUUGAAGGUAAUGAAGAAGGCCAAUAAGCAUCUUAAAGUUGGGUAAUUGUUACUCCUAUUCAAUAGAACAACCUAGUUCAGUUGGAUUGUUGUGGAUAUUCAUUUGAAGGAGGGUACCAUGGUGUUUGAACCUUCGCUCUAAGGCAUGUAGGACAUCUUUGUUGAGACAGUUGAAUAGGCGAUCGAUAUCAUUGAAUAGAGCAUUUAAUCAACCCGUAAACUGUAGGAACUAUAGAACUAUGGAGUUGGUUCAAGCACAACAGAUCUGAGAUAAGAUUUGAGAGAGUAUGGAAGACACAAUUUAAAGUCAUAUGAUUAUGUAAGGGAACUUGGGUAAGAGCUACAAUUUAGUUACAAAUAAAUUGAGCAUUACAUGGCAAAUAUAUAGAAUUUAUUGGAUAAAUUCGCAAAGAGUGAAGAUCAGUUGUUGAAUGCAGAUGUGCUGAAGCUUCAAUUCUAAUUGAUCUCAGAAAUGCAAUCUGAAGUAGAGGCUAUAGAAACCAUUGUGGAUAUUGGGUUUUUGAGAUUGAACAUCAAGCUCUUUAAAUUGUAGAUGCAGGCCUAUUUCAAGAAUAGGAUUUAGGUGAUCAAUGAGAAGGUGGAUUUGGAACUUAGUGUGAGAUGCAAAAUAAUUUAUGAAACAAUUCAAGAUUGGUUGGAGAAGUUGAAAUUGAAACCAAUGACUUUGAAACAAUAUGUCACUUAUUAAGAGAAUUAUUAGUUGAUUAAAUCUAAUUAUGAAGUCAUUGAUCAAUAAAUAGAGGAAUUACAUACUUAUAACAAAAUUUAUAUUAAUGAGUAAUAAACGAUCCCUAUUAAAGAAGUUUGGGAUAAGAUUGUUAGUUAAUAUUAAUAAUUUUAACAUAAGUUUAAUGAUUUAUAAAGUCAUUAUGGAUUGGAGUAACAUAAGUUCGAGAAGGAGUUCAGAAAGCUGACUCCGUUUUUUCAUCAAAGGGUGUUAUAAUUUUGCGAGAAAUUUGAGAACAGCAAAGACAUCAAUGAUAUAAACUCGAUUUCAUAAUUGUAAGUCGAAUUGAUUGCUUUGGAAUUGGAAUAUGAGGAUUUGAGAGAGUAUUCUGACUCUUUACAAAUAGGAUAAUAUUAAAAUGAAUAGUUACAUGAGAUAAAAAGCAAAUAUGUCUAAUUUAAGUAAUUGCAACUAGAAAUACGUAAGAUCAACAAUUUGCAGUAGGAGUGGAUGAGAGAACAUUUUUUGGAUCUGAAUCUGUCUCUCAUUAAGACAACUUAUUAGAAUUUGUUACAUUAGAUUGAAGAUUGUAAGAUAUUUGGACAGGGCUAAUUAGUGCAGAUAAAGAAAUAAUUGAUGGAUGAAUUAAAACUAUUUAAUGUGAUAGAAAUCAUUUUGUAGAUCAAAGAUUAUGAUUAGAAUAUCGUAACUUAAGUGUGCAAGAAGGAUAAAUUGUAGGAUAAAAACUUAUUAUAAUUACUAUUGUAAAUUUGUAAUAAUCCCUCACACCCAUAAUUCACUACUCUAUUUUUGUAGCAGUUAGACAUUGCUGAUCAAUAAGUUAAUUUGUAGUAACUAUUAAUUAUUAUUUAAUAUGAAAAUCAAACAAUGAACUCAUUGAUUAAAUUAGAAGAGUUUUGGAAGAAUCAUAAAUUGAUCAUUCAAAAGGUCAGAGGAACAAAGGAUCAGUAUACCAUAACUAAUUUAAGUUAAUUGAAUGAUCUAUUGGAUGAGAACAUUUUAAACAUCAAUACUAUUCUGGGUCAACCUAAUAUUGAUGAUCUGAGAAAUAGAAUCGAUUUACAACUUAAGUACAUAUAUUACCUACAGGAAUACAUCAAUUAGUUGAUUCUCUUACAAGAUACUCUAUAGUAUUUAACUAAUGUGUUGUAGAUCCAAAUCAAUCAAAAGAAUUAGAGUAAGGAAAUGAAGAUGUAUGCUCUCUAAGAAAAGCAGUGGAAAUAAUUGAUACGAUUUAUUUAAUAGCAAAAGAGUUUGGAGAUAUGGAUUAAAGAUGAGAACGAGAAGAAGUUCUUAAAAGAGAUUCAAUAAGAUAAUUACAAUUGUAAAACUAUCAUUCAAUCAUUGAAUGAUUAAUUUGAUAAGAAGAAACAUGUAUUCCCAAGAUUCAAUUUUCUCACAAAUUCUAAAUUUACCAAAAUUGUCUCUGAAGUCAAACAUCCUACUGCUAUAUAGCAAUACCUUAGCCUAUUUUUUCAAAAUAUCCAUCAAUUUGAUUAUGACGAAAAUAAGGAUUGUAUCAAAUCUUUGUAUUCUAAGGAAAAUGAUUAAAUCGCUGUUAAGUAUUGUCCAAUCAAAGGAGAGAUCGAGGAAUGGCUCAAAACUAUUGAGGAAGGCAUGACCUAAGGAUUGAGACAGCUUGUAAAGAAUGCUCUAAAGCAGGCUGAAAACUAUAAGCAUAUUGUGCAAUAUCCCAUUUAGAUUAUUUAUAUCUGUAUGACGAUUACAUAUACGAUGAUGUUGGAUGAUAUACUUUAAAAUGAUGAUAAGGAUUGGGAUGAGUUUUUGGAAUUUAAGCAAUAUGAAAUCCAAGAGCAAAUCAAACAAUUGCAUACAGUGAAAUAGUCAGUUAAACAACAAUUAAGGUAGAUUGCAAUCAUUACGAUAUUGAAUAAUCAACAACAUCUAAUAUAGGAGAUUAAUUUAUUUAAAAUCAAUAGUGAUAAAGAUUACUUCUACGUAAAAUAACUUAAAUAUUAUUAUGAUGAUGAAAAUAUAAAUGUUAAUUUUUUGAAUAAUAAAAUCCAUUAUUAAUUUGAGUUUUUUGGUGAUCAAUUUAAUUAUCAUUCAUGGAAAUAAUCUGAAUAAUCAAUUUUGCUUAUGAAUCAGGCAUUCGAAAUUAAUAGAUUACCUCAUUUAAUUGGCGACAAUAGCAAGUAUUAUAUUAUUACUCAAUUUUCACAAAUGUUGGGUCGCUAUUAUAUGCAAAUGUAAAUUGCAAGUCCAGAUUAUGAUUUCUAGUAUUUAUUGUAAUGCAUAUUCGGAUCUAUACAAUCGAAUUCAUUUUUCUUUAUCUCAGGAUACUAAUAUAUAUAAUAACAUGAUAGAUUAAUCUUGUAAACAAUAUUCAAUCAUAUCUCCAGUGCCUUAAGGUAAUCACUAUCAAUUUAGGAUUUGGAUGGGAGACAAUUGAAAUUAUAGAAUAAGUAUUUUCUAGCUCUAGUAUCAGAUGUUCAUUUUCCCAUCUUAUCGUUUAAGAGUAUACAUGUCUAUUAACCAGAUACUAUGAUCUUAUGGCAAGCACUUAUUCAAAUGGUAUACAAUAAAGAAAUAGGUGAGAUAUUGUUGAAAUUAAUGUAAACGUUAACUAAUGUCUUUGGAACUGAAUUGUUUAACUUUUCUAGGUUCAAUACAUUCAAUCAAGUAGCUAAAAAAUUGAAACCCAUUAAAUUUAAUGAUCUACUGGAAGUAUUGUAAUAUCAGAUGAAUGAAGAGGAUAGGCUCUUAUUCAAUUAAAUAGUGAAUGAAUACUUUCCAAAUAGGGAUGAGAAAUCGAUAUCACAUGGAACAAUUGAAUUCAUUAAUAAAUGA